This is a messenger RNA of Petromyzon marinus (sea lamprey), 2301 nucleotides long. Lineage: Eukaryota; Metazoa; Chordata; Hyperoartia; Petromyzontiformes; Petromyzontidae. The record is from RefSeq and is a predicted model, not a curated record.
ACCACCACCACCCCCCCCACCACCCUUCGCCAGGUGAGUGACGUGAGUGGUGCUGCCCUGCGAUGCGAGUUAAAGGGGUGAAGGCGCAGCCCCUGCAAGUGCUCACUCACGCCUGUGCUGGUGCGUGUGAGGCCAGGGCCUCGUGAGUGCCGCAUUGCUGUAGGAUUUCUCGGGAGAGGAAAGAACCUCAAGCCCCCCUCCCCCCUGUGAGAGAAUUUUUAAUGAUUCUCUGCUCGCUGAUUUUAAUUAUUUUUUUUUACAGCAGAUUGCUCCCAAAGCGUUUUUGUUCAAUAAUUCCCCGCCUUGAAGGCGUUUCCCUGAGACUUGUCGUCACGUGGGGGGUUUCCUCCCCACAGCUAGCUGCCUUCUCACCUUGGUUAUUUUUGUUACCACCUUUUUGGUUUUUUUUUGGCUCACGCGUGUGGGCGCAGGUUUGGCUUAAGGGACGCCCAGGAGGGAGCGGAACGUUCGUUCGUGUCGGCAAGAGCCGCGUCCGACAAACCGACCGGCUGGUCACGGACCCUCACGGUCCCUUGUCGUCGGGCGGCGUUGCCCGGAACGGAGGAUAGGACGCCCUGGACGAGGCGAUAGCGGUGAAAUACACGUGCGGUUUCAUCCUUCUCCCCCCCCCACCCACCCCUCAAUUCGGCGGUCCGCCUCUACGCCAGGAUAUGGCGUGCGCGGUGGCCGUCCCGCCGCCGGAGCCGAUCGGGGACUUCCCGGCGUGGCUGGAGGCGCAGGGCGUGAACGCCGAGGUGGCCCGGGCCAUGGACUCGGAGCUGGGCAUCCGGGACUACGGGGUCCUGCGCGCCUGCGUCGGGGACGGCCUCGUGCGGGCCGAGCUGCUGGCCGCGGCGCGCGACCGCCUGCCCUUCGGCUUCUACGCCGUGCUGCGGCAGGUGGUGAAGGCCCUGCGGGGCGCCGAGCGCCGAGACGACGCCGGGACGCCGCGCUGGGACGAAGACGACGCCGCCGCGACCUCCCCCUGUGGCGACGUGACGCUGGCAGGCCUGGUGGAGGUGCUGCUCGCGCUGUUCGGCGGCCUGAGCCGGGAGCUGCUGCUGUCCGCGCGGAGGCUGGGAGACGCCGACGGUCGGAAAUAUACGGCGGCUUCUCCCUCGUCCGUGGGUGCGCCCGGCACGGAAAACUUUACGGCGGCGGUGGAAGCGGAUGGAGUUGCGGAGGACGGCAACGAGCGCCCGUGCGAUGAGAAGACCUCGGAUAUGGCCUCCAGCCCCAGCUACUUCUUCCCAAGCCGGAUUAAAGUGGAAUCUCCUCCUCCUCAUCCUCCUCAUGGUGGUGGUGGCGAUGAUGAUAGAAUCGCCGCAGGGCCUUCAGAGCCGGCCUGCCGUGCCGUGGCCUCCCGAGCGCACGCGGCGGCCCAGCGGUCGAGGGUCACCGCCUGGGGCCCGCGGAACGGUGGCGCCGGUGAGCAGCAGCAGCAGGAGGAGGCCGAGGAGGAGGCCGAGGAGGAGGAGGAGGCCGCAGGAUCGUCGACAACGUCGGCCUUCCCGCUCCCUCUCGGCUUUGGCCCUUCAGGACUGGGGCCUCUGAAACUGGGACCUUUGGGAAUGGGAUCUGCAGAUCUGGGACCUUCAGGAAUGGGACCCUCUGGACUGAGACAUUCAGGACUGGGAACUUUAGGAAUGGGACCUUCAAGACUGGGACCUUUGGGACUGAGAACUUCAGGACUGGGAUAUUCAGAACUGGGACCUUCAGGAAUGGCACCUUCAAGAUUGGGACCUUUAGGAAUUGGACCUUCGGGACUGAGACCUUCAGGACUGGGAUAUUCAGAACUGGGAUAUUCAGAACUGGGCCCUUCAGGACUGAGACCUUCACAAUCGAGGCCUUCAGGACUGGAACCUUCAGGACUGGAACCUCCAGCACUGGGAUAUUCAGAACUGGGACCUUCAGGACUGGGACCUUCGGCGCCGGCGCCCACGGCGCCGGGACCUUCGCGAUGGGCACCUUCGAACCGCGGCAAGAGGCCCCCCCUGUCGUGCGCGGUGUGCGAGCGCACGUUCCUGCUCAAGACCAACCUGACGGUCCACCUGCGCACGCACACGGGCGAGCGGCCCUUCCACUGCACGGCGUGCGACCAGAGGUUCGCCCACGUCAGCAACCUCAAGCGUCACCGGCGCAAGCACCACGACGCGUGAGGGCACCCGGGAACGUCAUCUUCCCUCGUCGCCUGGUUACGCGGGGGGCCGUGGGUUCGAUCCUGUCCCUGACGACGCCUGCUGCUGCUGCUGCUGUAUGUUUGGAGUUUGAGGUGUCUCUCUCACUCUCAUCAUCAUCAUC